Lacerta agilis (Sand lizard) is the source of this 1843-nucleotide messenger RNA. It is a transcript of the gene WIPF2, whose product is annotated as WAS/WASL interacting protein family member 2. Gene Ontology annotation, molecular function: actin binding. Lineage: Eukaryota; Metazoa; Chordata; Lepidosauria; Squamata; Lacertidae. The coding region runs from base 491 to 1813 and encodes 440 amino acids. The transcript is spliced from 8 exons. The record is from RefSeq and is a predicted model, not a curated record.
GAAAGGGGCUAGGUUAUUUAUAGGGUGAGUGAGGGUGUGGCAUUGAGGAAACUGCCCUUUUUCUUCCUUAUUCUUGUAAGUUGCUGGAAGUUGAGGGUCAAACACAACAAGAACAGGUGACGAGGAGGGAUAUGAGUUUCUUUGGAGUGUCACCCAUAAUAUUUUGUUCUUAAGCUCCAAAUGAGGUACUUAAAACUUAGAUGUGCACAAAGAUUGAGGGAGUUUUAGUAUGUCCUCUGAGUAUGAGCUGAAUGCACUUGGGAUCUGACAUGCUUACAGGCAAACUGCAUCUGCUUAAUUCCUGAGUCCUCUAUUCCUUUUUGCUCUCUUCCAAACCAGGGCCUCUUCCGGAUUAUAUGUUGUCUUUACCUUUGCUGUAAAUGGCCUUUUGGGCAUAUGCUGGGUGUGGUCUCCUUUUCGUUCCUCCUUCAGAGGUUUAUGAGUGACCAAAAGUUCUUUUUACGCCGAGUCAGCAGGGAGUGGGGCAAAGAUGCCAAUACCUCCUCCCCCUCCCCCUGGACCACCCCCACCCCCAACUUUCAAUCAGGCUAACGCAGACCCUCCAAAACUGAACAGGGAUGAGCAGCGAGGGAGGGGAGCCUUGCUGCAAGACAUCUGUAAAGGGGCCAAGUUGAAAAAGGUGACCCAAGUCAAUGACCGAAGUGCACCCAUCAUUGAGAAAUCCAAGGGCAGUGGCGGCUACAACUCCGGCGCAUCUCCUCUGCCACCAAAAGGUGGCCUUUUCCAGGGUGGUGUCCCCAAACUUCGACCUGUGGGAGUAAAGGACAGCUCAGAAAGUCCCUCUGGGAAACAGUCCCUCCAGGUCCCUGGGACUAGAUCAGCGGCUCCGCGGCCCCCAGUGUCUGCAAACAGCGGUCGGCCCCAAGAUGACGCUGACCACAGCCGGGCUUCCCCUCCGGAACUUCCGCGCAUGCAGAGACCUUCCUUGCCAGAUCUCUCGCGGCCAAAUACCGCCAGCGGCACCGGCAUGAAACACAGCUCGUCAGCUCCGCCGCCUCCGCCCCCAGGACGCCGAGCCAAUGCACCCCCUGCCCCUCCUCCCAUGCACAGCAGCAAAGCACCUUCCUACAACCGCGAAAAACCCUUGCCACCAACGCCAGGACAGCGGCUCCCGGGGAGUCGGGAUGGACCGCCGGCUCCUCCCCCUAUCAAGCCACCCCCUUCCCCAGUGAAUAUCCGAACGGGACCAAGCAGUCAGGGCCAGUCUCUGGCGCCCCCUCCUCCGCCUUACCGCCAACCCCCCGGUGUACCCAACGGCCCCGCCAGCCCCACCAACGAGUCCGCUCCCGAGCUUCCGCAGAGACACAAUUCCUUGCAUCGAAAGACACCAGGGCCUGGGAGGGGUAUGGCUCCUCCCCCGCCCCCUUCAGCCUCCCCUUCUUUACAGAGCAGUCGGCCCCCACCUCCUGCCCGUGACCCUCCAAGCCGGGGCGCAGCCCCUCCACCGCCACCACCCAUGAUCCGAAAUGGUGGUAGAGAUGCGCCUCCGCCUCCCCCACCCUACAGAAUGCACGGGACGUCAGACCCUACGAGCCGUGGGAAACCCCCACCCCCACCCACCAGAACGCCAGUUGGACCUCCUCCCCCUCCCCCACCCAUGAGAAAUGGACACCGGGACUCUAUUUCCACUGUCAGGUCUUUCUUAGGAGAUGACUUUGAAUCUAAAUACUCCUUUCAUCCAGUGGAAGAUUUCCCAGCGCCAGAAGAGUUCAAGCACUUCCAGAAGAUUUAUCCCAGCAAAACGAAUAGAGCUACUCGUGGGGCCCCUCCUCUGCCUCCCAUCCCAAGGUGAAAAACAGCAGCUAGGCAUGGUUCCACAGCA